This is a messenger RNA of Aspergillus oryzae RIB40, 1089 nucleotides long. Its product is annotated as questin oxidase family protein. NCBI's taxonomy places the organism in Eukaryota, Fungi, Ascomycota, Eurotiomycetes, Eurotiales, Aspergillaceae. The coding region runs from base 1 to 1089 and encodes 362 amino acids. The transcript has 4 exons. Gene Ontology annotation, molecular function: oxidoreductase activity. The record is from RefSeq and is a predicted model, not a curated record.
AUGUCUUCUGCAGAUCUUCAAGGAUGCAACGGGGAACAAUGCUGGGUCAAUCUGUCUUCUGAUAUUCUGAGCUCUUCCUUCCUGCAAGGAGCAGAUGUCGAUGACCUAAACCGUAUCUACGAGGCCGAGUCUAAGCUUUUAGACCCCUGGGUUGAUUCCCCAGGUGAAAUCAGUACCUAUGACUGGAGAGACUACUUGGGCUAUCGAGAAUAUCAAAGAGCAUUUGUGGACUUUUUUGAGGACGAACUUGUCCGUCACGGAUAUGAUUGGAAGCAAGUCCUCGCAGAUUAUCUAUUCUCUGGGAAGGAGCCGUUAUUCAAUUCCCUUGUUGAUGACCUUGGUCACCCCUUAAUCCACCUCGCCUAUGCAUUCGAGAUGUCCAGCCGUGAAGUCGCCAUGGAAGCCCUAGCUCUUGCAGCUACGUGUUACGGGAAAAUGCAUAAGUAUAUAGACGAUCCUUCUUAUUCACAGGCAGAGUCUCUCUACUCUUCCACAUCCCUACUCGAGAUUCUGAGCAAGGUACGAGCCGACAAACAGUUCAACGGCCUCUUCGGAACCCCAGGUGACAACAACAUGGACACGAUUCUACGUCACCAUGAAGCCGCACUCCUCAAUCAUUGGAAUGCGUGGAAGAUUGAGGAUCCCGUGAAACAAUUUCGCGAAAGCCAGGAGCUCGCCGUGGCUCUUUUAGCCGCCACUCAAUCUCAAACAUCGGACAAGUAUGACUUUUUCCUCGUCCACACGUUGACAACCAGCCAUGCCGUCCGUAUUCUCCUACCACUUAUCCCAACACGGUUUCAAUACGCGCUCGUCAGGCAGUGGUGGCUUCUCACUCUGGUCGUAUACAUUGCGCAACUAAGACCGGAAAUAAAACUCGAACAGAUUGAGGACUACGAAUUGAAGGGAAGAGACUGGAAAUGGACGGCGCAGAAGGCCGUCAAGGGUGAACAUUCGACAGACGCGCACUAUGUCAAGGCAAUUCGCGCGUGUAAGGAAGCUGCUGCAACAUGGGGAGACCCGGAACAGUACUACUUAAAAGCAGCUGUCAAGUUCGGUGAGGAGUUCAAUGGUUGGGGAGGAUUUGUUUGA